Saccostrea cuccullata (small rock oyster) is the source of this 6473-nucleotide messenger RNA. Its product is annotated as A disintegrin and metalloproteinase with thrombospondin motifs 16-like. Gene Ontology annotation, molecular function: metalloendopeptidase activity. Gene Ontology annotation, cellular component: extracellular matrix. Lineage: Eukaryota; Metazoa; Mollusca; Bivalvia; Ostreida; Ostreidae. The record is from RefSeq and is a predicted model, not a curated record. The transcript has 24 exons. Gene Ontology annotation, biological process: proteolysis; extracellular matrix organization. Bases 609 to 4028 code for a protein of 1139 amino acids.
GUGACAGUUACUGGAAUCUUGUUUUUCUUUUUUAAAUAUUUUGUCAUUGAAGUGUAAUAAUUUUAAUUUUGUUUAUUCCUUUAUUGAAGAAGAUGUACUUUUAAAUGAAUGGAAACUUGUUUAAUUGAUGACAGAAAGAAUUUGGAAUAGUGGUUAAAAUGAUGCAGUGAUAGAAAAGUGAAAGAGAUGUAUUGCUAAACCCCAGGUUACAGCAAAGUUCAGGAAAUUUGAAGAAAGUUUUCAGAAUUGCAGAGAUUAAAAGUUGUCAUUUUUUGAAUGGAUGAAAUAUUCUAAGCUCUCUCCCUGGCAGUGGCUAUGAUAAACAUUGCAUGGAUACAUCUUGAUAAAUAUAUAUGUAUGUCGUUAAGCAAAUGUAGCUGAACACUUCAUCCUGACAAAAAUGUAUUUCAUUUAUAUCAUGAGCAAUUAAUUGUAAUUCAAGGUAUGAUAUGAGAAACAUUUGCAAAAAAGUCUUGCUAUUGACAGAGAAAAAAAACUGUAACACAAAAAAAGGUUUCAUAGACAGUUCAUAAAGUUUACCCAGAGCAGAAAAUAUGAAGUGAGGAAGAUACAAUUAUGAAUGGAUUAUAUGAAAGCUGAAAAUAAAGAUGAUCAUUGCAAGUGUCUGGAGCAUCUGCAUUAUAUGUUCUGUACUGAAGAUAGCAUCACUCUCAGGGACCCGAGUCAUUAAAGAUUACCAAGUUGUCUUUCCCGUUGUUGUUGACAAUAAUGGCAGCUUCAUCUCCCACUGGAACUCAACUCAUAGUUCACAGAAUCAUAAAUUUACCAAAGAUCUUCACCUCAACAUCACAGGCUUCAAUCAAACAUUCCAACUCCAUCUCCAUACCUCGGCCAAUCUUCUGGCCCCAGGCUUCAGGGUCUACUAUCGCCAUGGUAACGGCUCCCAUAGUAACAGUACAGAGGAACACAGCAGUGGCUGUGAAUUCAGGGGAACUCUUCUUUCUCACUCCACGGAGGCAGCAGUAUCCUUGUGUGGGGGAGUGACUGGGAUCUUAAAGACGGCAGAUGAUGAUUACGUUAUUGAGCCAAAUGCUGAGAUGAUGUCGACAGAGAAGACGGAAUCUCCGCAGCCUCACAUCAUGUAUAAAAGAUCCACCAUAGCGCAAAAUACUCCUCAUGUCUACGACAGUCAAACAUAUAAUCCAUAUCAUGAAAAUACUGACCAAUAUUAUAACCCAACGAGAAGGAAACGUCACUCCGCCAAGCGCAUGUCCCAUCACGUUCAGGAAAAGUCUGUGGAGAUAUUAGUCGUCGUAGAUAAAUAUGUAUACUGGAAACAUGGACGACAAAAUGUUACACCUUACGUACUCAGCAUCUUUAACAUAGUCUCUCAGUUGUUUCAGGAUGGCUCCCUUGGUUACAAGGUCAACAUUAUUCUUGUAGGUCUUAUUAUUCUGGACAAUGAAGAGCCAGGGCUGCUCAUUACUCACCAUGCAGAUAAAACUCUCAAUAGUUUCUGUCAGUGGCAGGCAGUGAUUGGAGGUCGUCGUCAUCGGCAACAUGACCAUGCUAUUUUACUGACUGGCCUUGACAUUUGUGCUUACAAGGACUCACCAUGUGAUACUCUAGGAUUUGCUCCAAUCAAAGGAAUGUGUAACAGACUGAGGAGUUGUAUAGUCACAGAGGACACAGGGCUAUCUACAGCAUUCACCAUAGCCCACGAGAUUGGUCACAAUUUUGGAAUGUUUCAUGAUGGAACAAAGAACAACUGCUACCAGAACUCGGGGACCAUCAUGUCCCCGACCCUCAGCUCCAAGACAGGAACCUUUACCUGGUCCACCUGUAGCAGAGAGUACCUGGCCAGAUUCUUCAAUACUUUACAGUCGGAUUGUUUGGGUGAUGAUCCAGUCAGAGUUUCCUCCCUUAGAUUCCCGGACAAACUCCCCGGCCAGAUGUUUGACGCAGAUACUCAGUGUAAAUGGCAGUUUGGAAAACACGCUAGACUCUGCAUGUUUGACUUUGGAAAGAAUGAGGUUUGUCAGAAGUUGUGGUGCUACAAGGGAGGUCAAAUGUGUGAGACUAAAUUUUUACCGGCAGCAGAUGGCACAUCCUGUGGUCAUGGUAUGUGGUGUAAGCAGGGUAAAUGUGAGUCCUUUGGUCGACAAGGUCCAGUUCCUGUAAAUGGAGGCUGGUCAGAGUGGACACAGUGGUCAGCUUGUUCCCAGAGCUGUGGGGGAGGGGUCAAACACAGGUCAAGGACAUGUGAUCACCCAAGGCCACAGUAUGGUGGAAAGGCAUGUCCUAAUGACAAGGAAACACACAAAAUGUGCAACUUACAGGCAUGCCACAGCAGAGAGCGAGAUACAAGAGAGGAACAGUGUCGUGCCCACAAUAGGGUACCAUUCCGGGGUAGAAUGUAUACAUGGACAGCUUACAGACAGAUCCAUGAUGUGAAGGAGCAAUGUAAGCUGUACUGUCAGGCGGAUGGCUAUAACUUUUUCUAUGCUUUGUCCAAACAAGUGAAGGAUGGCACUCCAUGUAAUGAUUACUCCACAGAUAUCUGUGUCCAUGGCAAGUGUCAGCUUGUAGGUUGUGACUAUGUUAUUGGAUCCACUGCCUCUAAAGAUCAGUGUGGUGUCUGUAUGGGAGACAACUCCUCCUGUACUGUAUUUGAAGGCCAGUUCAAGUCACAACCCAGGAGAAACACUUACUUCCCAGUGGUGGUGAUUCCAGGUGGUGCCAGUGGACUCGUUUUCUCAGAAGCAGCCAUAACGCCUAAUUAUCUGGCUGUAAGAGAUAUCUAUGGUAAAUACUUCCUCAAUGGUAACUGGCAGAUGAUGUCUGAGGGAGUGUACAAUAUCGCCGGAACCAGAUUUAUAUACCAGCGCAGCUACAGAGAACCAGAAAAGCUGACAGCUGAGGGGCCCACCACACAGGAUAUUGUUUUAGAGAUUCUGGUUCAAGGAGUAAAUCCAGGUGUUUCCUACAAAUAUACUCUCCCCAAAGCAUCAAGCUAUCCCAUCAUUCACAAUUACACAUGGAGUAUCAAACUCUCAGCCUGUGAUCAGCCUUGUGCAGGAGGUAAGAGAACAUCUACAGCUCAUUGUUACCGUGGUGAUGGAGGAGAAGUGUCACCGAGGUACUGUGAUCCAAAGUCACGACCCAAAACAGGUGUAUCUACCUGUAACGUCCAUCACUGUGCUCCCAGAUGGUACACAGAGGAUUGGAGGCAGUGUUCCAGGCCCUGUGGAGGUGGGGUACAGAGAAGGAAGGUGUACUGUAAGCAGAAGAUUAGCCAAUCAAACGACAGACACGUCAGCAGACGACGGUGUAACAGACAGCAGAAACCAAAAAGAAGGAUUCCCUGUAACACACAGGAAUGUCCACCAGCCUGGUACGGAGGGAAAUGGUCUCAGUGUUCCAAAACUUGUGGUAAGGGACUGAAGACGCGUGUGAUAUCCUGCCGUAGUCGUACGCUGAAGGGCUGGGUGGUUCUGUCGGACAGCUUCUGUCAGCAUAAACCUGCCCUGGUCAGGACCCGAGGCUGUCGAGUCAGGAAAUGUCCGCCCAUUAUAGAACACCAGUGGAUUCUCUCCGCCUGGUCACAGUGUUCAGCAAGUUGUGGUUUAGGUACAAGGGAGCGUAAAAUGAAGUGUGGUGAGAGAAGGAAUGGACAGAAAUGGAACACGGUGAGCCCUAGUCGCUGUAAAUCACUUGUCAGAUCCUACAGGAGUAGGACAGAGGUCUGCAGGCUACAGGAGUGUCCUAAAGGAUCAAGUUCUUACUGGAAUGUGUCUCCAUGGUCACAGUGUUCUACAACCUGUGACCAGGGAAACCAGACAAGACUGGUUCACUGUCUGAACAAGACUACACAGGAGUUGUCUACAGAAUGUAACGAGACAGAGAAACCUAUCUUUACCCGACCCUGUGUCAACCAGCCGUGUCCUAAACUAGAUCCUAACUGUACUGAUAACUUUAAGUGGUGCUACCUUGUUCCUAAACAUAACAUUUGUAACCAUCACUUCUAUGGAAAGAAAUGUUGUAAAUCCUGCAGCAGCAAAAGAUAACGGCAUAGAAUUGACUAGUACAACUUUUUAAUGGUGAUCGUGAGAUAGACUAUCAAAUGGAGUGAGAACUGUUUUUAUGGACUACAAGAAAAGCUGAUUGAACUGAUCUGUGAUAAACUAAUUCAGGUCCAACUCUGGACAACUCUAAGAGUAUGUGUUUUUCCUUGAGCAAAAUCAAAGACAGUGUAUGGAUAUAAAAUGCCGUCUUACAGAUACAUGCACAUGUAUUAUAUACAGAUGGGCAGUAACCCAACAAAAAGCUUGGGCAGCAGAUUUUGAAUCCAGUAAAAAUAUUUAUUGAAAAAAUGGGAUGACUGUCAUACUUUGUAAACCAGAAAUACUCAGUGUAUCACAACAGAAGAUUUAUCUAACAGUUCUGGAGUAGGUGAAAUAUCAUACCUCAAUAUGAUCAAAAUACAGAUCUACCGAUAAUUAUCAGGAAACAUUCAACCCAGGUGCCAUACAUUUAUCAAAGCAAUUUAACAUGACUGUCCCUCCCUCUUUGCUCCAAGUGUCAAAAACAAUUUUUUUCUUGCUUUUACAGUCACAUCUCGUUAUCCUGAACACAGUUAGACAAAGAUUAAAAUGAGUUAUCUGAGCAUUUCAAGAUAAAGAGUCAAAAGCAUAACGAAAAUGCUGGGAUUGCAAACUCACUUCCACAUAUAAUCCCUGUUAUUCAAGGUACUUAGUGUUCAAGAUAAAGUUCAACUGUAUAUGUUGACAUUGAACAGGUUUAUAAAUAUACAUAUUUAUUUAUAUUAGAAUAUUAAUACAAUAUCAGUAUAUGAAUAUACAUGUAACUACAAAAUCUGUCACACAGUAGAACAUGAGGAAAAUCUCCAGAGGCAGUAUCAUUUGUUUCUGUAAUUCAAUCUUAAUUUUGUGCCUGUAUAACUCUUGUUUUAAUAUUAUAUUUUUUUAAAUUACAAAAUGUGAUGUAAUUAGCAGGUACCAGUAUAAUGUGUGUCUUCUAUAGACUUUUUUUGCAAGUAUACAUGUCUUAUAUUUAUUGUAAAUAUGGUGUUUUGAAAGAGAUGUAGUAAAUCUGCAAAUAGUGUCUUUAACUAUUGUGAAGCAAGAAGGUACCAGUACACAAAUACAAUGUGAAAAUAAUGUUUAUCCUUGCAAUUGUACAGUAAUAGUAGGACUUUUCUUUGUACCUUGCAAUAAUGAGCAUGUUUGAUGAAGUUAUCAUUUGAAAUAUUGUACGCAUUUAGCUGCCUAAAAUUAAACCACCGACUUUGCUACCUAUGACUGCAUUGAUUAGCUCCCGGCCUACUGGUGCCCUGAUAUUUGAAGACAGUAUUUAUAAUAUGUACUACACAUGUACAGUUGUAUUGUUAUUUCAGGGAUGAUCAUUUUGGAAAAUAUUUACCUGGUGAGAAAUACUCCAUCUGUUACAGACAAUCUCAUUAAUUAAUAUUAAUAUCAUUUUUAUUCCCUGUAUACAUGUAUUUAAAAAUAUAUUUAUGUAUUGAAAGUUUACACAUUUGCAGGAAUGUAUGUGCAAUAAAUACUUCAAGCACUACUUUUAGGAAAAUUUCUGUUCAGUAUCAGUUUUUUCCAACAAAGAGCUUUAUAUUGUAUUUAAAAUAAAGUCUGAGAAAGUGGACUUGUUUGAGAGAGUCAAUGGGCAUUAUUUAUUGCAGAAUUUAAUUAUUAUCAAGAAUAAAAAAAUUAUACUGCAGUCAAUGGUUAUGACUGCGUGAUCCAUACAUUUACAUAUAUAUAAGGCCCUUUAUGCGAAUAUUUCCCAUGUAUGUAAUCUAGCCAUUAGUUGUGUGUCCAAAUGCCCCUCUCACCACCAAAAGUACCACAGCAUCAUUUAUUAUACUAAUCUACUGGGUACUUGCAAUCAGUUCUAACUCUGUGCUUGAUGUGUUGAAUAUUUACGUAGUUUAACUAUUUUCAUUCUGAAUGGCAGAGACUAAAAAUUUUUCUCAAUUUUUUAUCAAUAAUUUUUUUUUCAAUAGUUCCAAAAUAAAUUUUGACAAAUUAAACCAUUUCACUAAAUUGUUUGUGUGUAAUUGUAAAACUCCUAACCUGAUGAUAAGCAAUUUAUGCUCUGCUCUCAGGUGACCAUCACUUCAUUCAGGUAAAUUAUCAAAGAUUUGGUGGUUAACCAGGGAAAAUCAUGGUGAAAGUGACCCGCAAUUUUGUGACAUUUCCACACUUUUUUUUAAAUUUGGAUUAUUUGAGCUCUUGUAAAUGAUGUAGUGUAUGUGAUGUGCUAAUUGAAUAAUACACUGUACAGCAGUCUAUAUGUGUUAAUAAGUUUGAAUUCACAUUUGACACUUCCUUUUAUAAUCAUAAAUGAAUACUUGGUAUAUGAUUAUGAUUCUGUUGUGUUUAUGUUUGUGGUUUUAAUAGUUGCACAACAAUUUCAUUUCAGUUUGUGUACUUUCAUACUUUUAUAUAAAAUUAAACUUGAAGUUAGAAACUUAA